AUGGUGGUGCUGGUUGUUUACGUGGAUGACAUUGUUGUGACUGGUUCUGAUCAAGAUGCUAUUUCUAGGAUCAAAAAUCUGUUGCACUCAACUUUUCAUAUGAAAGAGUUGGGCCGUCUCACUUAUUUCUGGGGUUUAGAGGUGCAUUAUCAUCAUGAAGGUGUUUUUCUAAAUCAACAAAAGUAUAUUCAAGACUUGGUCCAGCUAGCUGGUCUCACAAAUGCAACCCAUGUUGACACUCCCAUGGAAGUUAAUGUUAAAUAUAGAAGAGAUGAAGGUGACCACCUUGAUGAUCCCACUCAAUAUCGCAAACUGGUGGGAAGUCUCAUCUAUGUAACUAUCACUCGCCCAUAUAUUUCUUUUGAUGUACACACAGUUAGUAAGUUCAUGCAAGCUCCACGACAUUUUCAUCUUUCAGCAGUACAACGGAUCAUUAGAUACCUCCUUGGCACCCCAAAGCGUGGUUUAUUUUUUCCUGUUGGUUCAUCAAUUAAACUCCAAGCAUAUAGUGAUGCCGAUUGGGCAGGCUGUCCAGACACAAGAAAAUCUACUACUGGCUGGUGUAUGUUCCUAGGAAAUGCUCCUAUUUCAUGGAAAUGUAAGAAACAAGAUUCAGUCUCAAAAUCAUCCACUGAAGCAGAAUACCGCGCAAUGUCUGCUGCUUGUUCUGAAAUAAUAUGGUUGCGUGGACUUCUAACAUAA
This is a messenger RNA of Medicago truncatula (barrel medic), 702 nucleotides long. RefSeq lists its product as uncharacterized. Bases 1 to 702 code for a protein of 233 amino acids. The record is from RefSeq and is a predicted model, not a curated record. The transcript has a single exon. NCBI's taxonomy places the organism in Eukaryota, Viridiplantae, Streptophyta, Magnoliopsida, Fabales, Fabaceae.